AUGCUCCGCCAGGUAAUCGCUAGAUCAUUUCGGCUUUCCAGAUGCUGCAUAUCUAGGAGGCUAUACUCUACUAAACCCCCCAGGCCUGAUGAAAUGCCCAAAUUUAGAAACUUGAUAAUUGUUUCUGUAAUUGGUACGCUAAUCUUUAUACAAGCAGUCAAUGCUGUUGAUAAGAAUAAGCCUAAAAACUCCUUUUCAGAAGAUGAAUACUCAAGGAUUAUGUCUGGUUUAAAGAGGAAGAUAUCUAUUUUUUCUCAGGGUGACAUUACUGUACAUCUUGUACCAUCGACUAUCUCGACUAAUAAGCUGCCAGAUUAUAAAGAGUCAAAAAUCAUUGAAGUACGUGAUGUUGCUGAAUACUACAGGAAGCAGGAGAAUGAUAGAUAUCAAGCUCUUCUGGAUGAAACUUUUAAUGUCCAUAAAGAAAACUACUUGAGCAAAUUGCCAGUUGGAACCAUAGCUAUGCUGCUAGGAAGAUACAUGAAAGAUCGGUGCCAAAAAGGUGACACCGUUUAUGUUGUAGGCUUCCCUGAUUCCAUAAAAGAGGCAAUUAAAUUCGAAACCGAAGUUUCCGUGGUCUCCUCCGUUAUCUCAAACAAGACGACCCAAGACUUUGAACUUGUUAAAUAUUUUCAAACAGUCGAUAAAAUUACUACUAUUUAA
Messenger RNA from Eremothecium sinecaudum, 663 nucleotides. RefSeq names its product Aim36p (gene AIM36). NCBI's taxonomy places the organism in Eukaryota, Fungi, Ascomycota, Saccharomycetes, Saccharomycetales, Saccharomycetaceae. The transcript has a single exon. The record is from RefSeq and is a predicted model, not a curated record. The coding region runs from base 1 to 663 and encodes 220 amino acids.